Molecule: messenger RNA, 480 nt
Organism: Acanthamoeba castellanii str. Neff
Lineage: Eukaryota; Discosea; Longamoebia; Acanthamoebidae
Exons: 4
Source: RefSeq, a predicted model, not a curated record
GUGAUUGACAAGGAUGCCAGCGGUACGAUCUCGCUGGCUGAGUGGAAGGCCACCGAUUGGGGCAACCUCCUCAAGAACAUCAAGACCCCACAUGAAGGACCAGGAACUCAAGCAUUGACCACCGGGCAUCGGAAUGGAGUCUGGCAGGUCCGGACGACCGGAGGCAGCGAACUGGCGGGCGAAAUAACCAUCAAGGACGCCACCACCAUCACCGGCAAGCUGGGCUACCAUCCGCUUACCAACCUUUCCUUGAUCUCCGGCUCUCGUAUCUUCUUGCACGGCCAGGUGCCCGAUGAUGCGUUCCCGAGAGGGGCCGAGUGUCAUCUGUGGCUCGACGCCAUCCACAACACCACGGACGCGAGUUCCGAAUUGCCCUACAUGUUCACCGGCUACGCGGCGCAGAAGCUCGGUAACGGCAUGCCCCUGGUCUUCAUGGGCAAGAUCACCGCCACCUUCUCCAGCUUCCCCUCUUACGUCUAG